Molecule: messenger RNA, 1935 nt
Organism: Lasiosphaeria miniovina
Lineage: Eukaryota; Fungi; Ascomycota; Sordariomycetes; Sordariales; Lasiosphaeriaceae
Exons: 1
Coding region: 327-1760 (477 amino acids)
Biological process (GO): protein phosphorylation; signal transduction
Molecular function (GO): protein binding; ATP binding; protein kinase activity
Source: RefSeq, a predicted model, not a curated record
CCCGAAUGUUUAUUUAGGUAUCAUUCAGGUAUUAUUUAGGUACUACCCAAUCCUCACCUGGUGGUUCUAUCAACCCAAUCUCACUUCCGAUGGCUGCGGCCCUGUGGAGACGCCACGCCGUGUUGCGUCUCAGGCAAACCCGCCUUCCCAGAACCUGGAAGGACUCGGGUUGCACUCUUCUUUCAGCCUGACAUUUUAUCUUAAGCUAAAAGCCCCCACGAUAAGUUCAUCUUAUCGCGUCUUUCAAACCCACCACGCCCUCCAGUCGGGUUCCUUUUCGAGACGCAGCCUCACCCGCAUCCGCUCCCGCACCCGCUUCCGUAAAGAUGCACGACCUCAAGACUCUCCAAGAAGGGGGCUACAGGGAAGCCGGGUUGACCAAGUUGAAGUUGACUUGUCCCCUGGCUGCAUUCCCCGAUGAGAUUCUUGAGCUGGGGGACUCGCUCGAGCAUCUCGACCUCUCGGGGACGGGGCUGUCGUCGCUGCCUGCCGCCAUUGGCUCAGCCCUGCCCCGUCUCAAGAUCGCCUUCUUCUCGAACUGCAAGUUCGCCGUGUUCCCGAAAGAGCUGGCAAAAUGCCCCAACCUGGAGAUGGUGGCCUUCCGCAGCAACGGCAUGGAGGAGAUCCCCGAGGAUGCCCUGCCGCCGCAGCUCCGCUGGCUCAUCCUCACCGACAACCGCAUUGCCUCCCUCCCUGCGAGCAUAGGCCGCUGCGCCCGCCUGCAAAAGUGCAUGCUCGCCGGCAACCAGCUGCGGGUCCUGCCGGCCGCCAUGGUCCACUGCACCAAGCUGGGCCUGCUCCGUCUGAGCGCCAACCGCCUCGAAGCCCUGCCCACGUGGCUGUUUGGCCUCCCCGAGCUGGCCUUCCUCUCCUUUGCCGGGAACCCGUGCGCGGCCCCGACCGUCAACGGCGCCACCAAGACGCCCUUCGGCCUGGCGGAUAUCGACUGGGCCGACCUCGAGGUCCAGCACACGCUGGGACAGGGGGCGUCGGGCGUCAUCUCGCAGGGCGUCUGGAAACAGCAGCACUUUGACGAGGAAGUGGCCAUCAAGCUCUUCCACGGCGCCCUGACGAGCGACGGCACGCCGCACGACGAGCUGGCCGCAUGCAUUGCCGCCGGCGCCCACGAGAGCCUGAUCUCGGUGCUGGGGCGCAUCUACGGACACCCAGACGAGCUGCGCUCUCCCGGCGCCGAUGCCGAUGCCGAUGCCGCCGGGUUCCAGGGCGGCAUCGUCAUGCAGCUGAUCCCGCCAUACUACACAGCGCUCGGGCAGCCCCCGUCCCUGUCUACGUGCACGCGCGACUGCUUUCCCGACGACGCCUCGAUCGACGCCGCGGGAGCCCUGUCCAUGCUGACGGGCAUCGCGGGGGCGGCAGCCCAUUUACACGCGCGCGGGAUAGCCCACGGGGACUUGUACGCGCACAACAUCCUAGCCAGCCGCGAAGACGCGCACGCCCUGCUAGGCGACUUCGGGGCUGCCACCAUCUACGGACGUGGCCCUGCGGCCGCCGAGUGCGGCAUCGAGAAGCUCGAGGUGCUGGCCUUUGCGCACCUGCUGGAGGACAUGGUGCGGCUGAUCAAGGACGACGACGACGACGAGGCAGCACCAGUUGCCGAGCUGCGCCGCGGGCUGCAGGAGCUCCACGCCCGGUGCUCAGCCGCGUCGGUCGAGGCGCGCCCGACGUUUGACGAGGUGGUGGAGGAGCUGGAAACCAUGAUGGGCUGGAGGGGCAUGAUGCGGAUCCCGAACCUGAACUGAAGACGCACGCUGCAGAUUGGACUGCCCAGGAUCCCCAAGUGGCCUGCAAGUACGUCAUUGCUCGGUACGUGGUGUCCUGGCACUACCUUGAAGGCCUCCUCGGCGACCUCUCUCUUGAUGCGUGCUGGUGGCCUCUGACGAAAGUUUUGUGGCAUUGCGCUAUUGUUGCUCUACC